This is a messenger RNA of Scleropages formosus (Asian bonytongue), 1813 nucleotides long. It is a transcript of the gene riok2, whose product is annotated as RIO kinase 2 (yeast). Bases 126 to 1730 code for a protein of 534 amino acids. Gene Ontology annotation, biological process: protein phosphorylation; maturation of SSU-rRNA. Gene Ontology annotation, molecular function: protein serine/threonine kinase activity; ATP binding. The transcript has 10 exons. The record is from RefSeq and is a predicted model, not a curated record. Gene Ontology annotation, cellular component: nucleus; cytosol; preribosome, small subunit precursor. NCBI's taxonomy places the organism in Eukaryota, Metazoa, Chordata, Actinopteri, Osteoglossiformes, Osteoglossidae.
AAAUGUGAGUUUGACGUAACAUCCGUCCUUGUUCCGGUCCCCACGCGCUCUUCUUGAUAGUGGCGAGUUGAAUCAAUCUUCGUGUAGAUUUUAAUGCGGGUUUAGCAAAUUUUGCGAACAUCAUCAUGGGGAAACUAAACGUGGUUAUGAUACGAUACCUCUCCAGGGACGACUUCCGGGUUCUCACAGCUGUUGAAAUGGGCAUGAAGAAUCACGAAAUCGUGCCCGCGAGCCUGGUGGCCUCCAUUGCGAGCCUCAAACACGGAGGCUGUAACAAGAUCCUGAGGGAGCUGGUGAAGCACAAGCUCAUGGUGUUCGAGCGCAGCAAGACUGUGCAAGGAUACCGCCUCAACUACCCGGGCUAUGACUACCUGGCCUUAAAGACACUCUCCUCCAGAGAUGUCCUUGUGUCUGUCGGCAACCAGAUGGGCGUGGGCAAAGAGUCAGACAUCUACAUUGUUGCCAAUGCGGAGGAGGAGCAGUUUGCUCUGAAGCUCCACAGGUUGGGCCGAACAUCCUUUAGGAAUCUGAAGAACAAGCGGGAUUACCACAAGCACAGACACAAGAUGUCCUGGCUCUACCUGUCACGUCUCUCUGCCAUGAAAGAAUUUGCUUAUAUGAAGGCACUGUAUGACAGAGGAUUUCCUGUACCAAAACCUGUAGAUUUCAACCGGCAUGCUGUGGUCAUGGAGCUUGUUAAUGGAUAUCCCCUAUGUCAAGUGCAUGAUGUGGAGGACCCUGCUGCACUGUACAGUGAAGUCAUGGAGCUCAUUGUGAAGUUGGCCAACCAUGGCCUGAUUCACGGAGACUUCAACGAGUUCAACCUCAUGUUGGAUGACAACGACCACAUCACUAUGAUUGACUUCCCCCAGAUGGUCUCUACAUCUCAUCCCAAUGCAGAAUGGUAUUUUGACCGGGAUGUCAAAUGUAUUCGAGAUUUCUUCAUGAGAAGGUUCAGUUAUGAAAGUGAGCUUUAUCCGACUUUCAAGGACAUUAGGAAGGAAUGCUCCCUGGAUGUAGAGAUCUCUGCCAGUGGAUUCUCCAAAGACCUACAGGAGGACGAAUUCUUGCUGCAUCCUGCUGGCCCCGAUGCAGAGGAUGAGUCUGAGGAAGAAGCUGAGGAUCCAACAGCAACAGGGUCUAGAGAAAAAGGAGAGGGUGCCCAUGGACUCAUUGACAUGGAGGAGUUCCACAAGGUCUUGUUGGAGCUCGAGGGCCUGAAGGUCAAGGAGGAACAUAAGCCUGAUGAAGGCAGCACUGGACACCUCGUCCCCCGAUCCCUCUCACCUGAAGGCACUGAUGCAAAAGCUGACUGUAGCCCUGGAACUGCCCACCCAGGACUUUGCAGUAAGGCCCUCACAGUAAGUGAGACGGGUGAGUUGAGUGAGGCACAGGAAGAAGAUGAGAAGGAAGAUGAGUAUCCUGACUUGGUGGACCUUUCCACCUCAAAUAAAGAGUUCCGGCCUUUCAGGGACCAGGACAGCCUACAUCACAUCAAUGAGCACCGGAGGAGGACCACCAGCGAGACCACUGUGGGCAGCAUUGCCAGCUGCUCCACCAUCCCCCCGGAGGUGGUCAAGCAGAAGGUGAAACGGCAGCUCACCAAACAGCAGAAGGCGGUCCUGAGGCGGCGCCUACAGAAGGGUGAGGCCAACCUGGUCACCAAGGAGAGGCGGGAGAACAUGCAGAAUAUCAAGUGGAGUGUAGAAGCUGCUUCCUUCUGGGGAUAAGGAGAAGAACACAGCACACUUCACCGCUUCUCUGGGUGGCUUCUUUGUACAUCACAGCAAUAAAUCUUAUUCAUUUAAGCCUG